Messenger RNA from Fusarium venenatum, 642 nucleotides. RefSeq lists its product as uncharacterized. The record is from RefSeq and is a predicted model, not a curated record. Lineage: Eukaryota; Fungi; Ascomycota; Sordariomycetes; Hypocreales; Nectriaceae.
AUGCUUCUACCACCACUACGUCUCGCUACAGUCCUGUCUCUUGUCUCAGCGCAGAGUAUAGGUGGCCCUGGAAACUUGACAGUCCAUUUCUUCAGAGACGACCAAGACUGCGAGUCAAGCGACACAAAAGCACCUGUCCUGACAACCCGCGACACCCCUUCAGAACUCAUAUGCUUCAACCUCACCGACACAUUUUCGCUCGGUAACAAAACGAUCUCAGGCUAUCAAAAGGCCCUCGCACCAUGGGAAGACCCAACCUCCAAUAUUAGCUUUCAUCUUCAGCAAAACGACUUCGAUUCUAGUUCAAACUACACUCAAAUUCGCUAUGAGCUACCUGGAGGGGACGUUGGCAAGAUGUCAUCGUGGGUGCUUUGGGCUUAUCCCCAUCUCAACUGUGAGACUGAAGUGAAGGGUGUUGAUAAUUAUGAGUACCCUUGGUAUGAGGUCGAUUGUCAGACUGACGAGGAUGGGGAGUGUCAGGGAGUCAAUUAUCCGAUCAAGAGUUUUGCUGUUCUAAGUGGAGAUAGGGAUGGGGAGUGUAAGACCUGGGCGCAGUUAGGUGCUGCGGCGAAGACUUCCAGGCAGAUUACGAAGCUGUUCUAUACUACAGUCGCAAUGACUGCCAUGAUUGCAAUCUUGUGA